CGCCGGACUGCGGUCUUCCGCCUGAGCUGCGAUCCUUUUUCCCAAGUCCUUGGGCGUCACUCCCCUUGUGGCAACAUCGCCAUUCUUGACCUACCUAACAAGAAAGUUAUCGCGCAGUGUUGAGUACCGAGCGUAAAUAGCAUCGUACCGAGUGAUAUUAAGUAGCCCGUCUCGGUGCGGUCGAGAGCCCCAAGAGGACUUUUGCUUAAAAGAGGCGAGGUGUUGAGACUUCGCAACAUUCGCAUAGUGCCGAUGCAGCCGCGACCCCUACUGCGCAACACUUUUUGCCAGUUGCAUCUCUGCAGUGUCACGAGAGCGUCCGAUAAUAAGUAGUGCUGACCGCGCACAAUGUUGUAAUACUUGUACCAGCUGUACUGCACCCAUGUGAAUGUGUCCGGUUUUCGCCUCCGUUGAUCGUUGCACUAAUCGACGUCCACAGAUGCCUGUUAUGUCUGCUAGUGGCGAUGAAAAUCCGAUCGUGUUUCUCGACAUCUCAAUUGGAGAGGACAAAGUGGGGCGCAUCAUCAUCGAGCUCUUCAAGAAAAAAACGCCUAAGACUGCUGAGAACUUUCGUUGCUUAUGCACCGGAGAGAAAGGCAUCGGCAAACAAGGGCACCUGCUGCACUUCAAGGGCACCCUCUUUCAUAAAGCGAUUCCUAAUUACAUAGUACAAGGCGGUGAUAUCAUCAAUUUUGAUGGCAGUGGAGGGGAGAGUAUCUACGGAUUGCAGUUUGAAGAUGAAAACUUCUCUUUAAUGCAUGAUGACAGUGGACUGCUUAGCAUGGUUAACUCUGGUCCAAAUUCGAAUAGCUCUCAGUUUUUUAUAACUUUGGGCAUCUGUCCAAACCUGGACAAGUCCCAUGUUGUCUUUGGUAAAGUCCUCAAAGGAUUGAGGAUAGUCCAAGAAAUUUCAGAUGUACCUACUGAUAAUGAUAUUCCUCAAGUUAGGUGUUCUGUGGUGGAUUGCGGGGAAAUCCUAAAAGGUCAAGACUGGGGAAUUCAUGAGGCGGACGGAACCGAGGAUGUAUUCACCCCUUGGCCUGAGGAUCUUGACAUGAAAACUAGAGAGCAUUUAAGUGAUGAAGAGGUGAUUUCCAAGAUAAAGAGCUCAGGAAAUCAUUACUAUAGCAAACGUCAGUAUGGCUUAGCAGACUUGAAAUAUAGGAAAGCACUGCGCUACUUAGAAUACUAUUCUCAGCUGACCAAUAAACCAAAUAAUGAGACUGAUUCUGAAAUGCGGACAGCGUGCCGUCUUAACUUGGCUGCCUGCAAAUUAAAAAAAAAUCAAUAUAGACAGGCACACCAAAUAUGCCAUGAGAUCCUUAAUGAAGACCCAGAAAAUAUUAAGGCCCUCUACAGGCGUGGACAAGCAAGCUUUGGUCUGAACAACUAUGAAGAUGCUUUGGAAGAUUUCAGCAAGGUUAAAAUGCUGCAGCCCAAUGAUCAUGCAAUAAUUAAGGAAAUUAAUAGAGUAAGAGCAGCGAUUGCCAAUUACCUUGUCACAGAAAAAGAAAGCUACGGUAAAAUGUUUAAGAAAUUUUAGUUUAUUCUUAUGAGGCACUGAAUCUUAGUUUUUAAGAAGCCAGACUGUCAAUGUGAGGAGAGGUAAUUCUGUCUUUUAUAUCUACAAGACUUCUAGGUUUGUGUGCGCUAUCGUAAACUGAUGUUUUAUAAUUUAUAUUUAACGAUAGCGCAAACUAACGGGUAUAAAUCAAGCUCAUGUCAUUCGUCGGUUUGCAUCAAGUCUGAAUAUUUAUACAUAUAGGCGACAAAGACUGUCAUGCAUUGCCAAAUACAACCCAUACACAAUCA
Cloeon dipterum is the source of this 1812-nucleotide messenger RNA. It is a transcript of the gene Cyp40, whose product is annotated as Cyclophilin 40. Gene Ontology annotation, molecular function: peptidyl-prolyl cis-trans isomerase activity; protein binding. NCBI's taxonomy places the organism in Eukaryota, Metazoa, Arthropoda, Insecta, Ephemeroptera, Baetidae. Bases 389 to 1543 code for a protein of 384 amino acids. The record is from RefSeq and is a predicted model, not a curated record. Gene Ontology annotation, cellular component: intracellular membrane-bounded organelle. Gene Ontology annotation, biological process: protein peptidyl-prolyl isomerization. The transcript has 8 exons.